CAGAUGUAUAAAUUACCUGACGGAGGCCAGUUGGCCUUGACAAGCCUCCGCGGAAUUGUCACGUGAGUUAGCAAAAGUGAUUUUUAUUCGACAACUCGGUUCAGUCGUUGAAAACAACCGUAGUCAUGAAGUCAUUCGUUGAGUAUUCUACAGACUGUGAGUUCCCGAUUGAAAAUUUACCGUAUGGUGUCUUCUCGACGUCGAAAAAUCCGCAAAAGAGAAUAGGCGUAGCAAUUGGCAAUCAAAUAUUGGACUUGUUCGAAAUCUCACAUCUUUUCGAUGGACCUUUAUUGAAAAACAAUCAAGAUGUCUUUCGUCGCGAUUGCCUCAACGACUUUAUGGCUCUGGGUAGACCUUCCUGGAUAGAAGCCAGAGCCAAACUUCAGGACUUAUUGGCAGCCAAUAAUGAGACCUUGCAGGAACCAAAUAUUCGUUCAAAAGCUUUCGUUCUCCAAAGAGAAGCAACUAUGCACUUGCCAGCGAAAAUAGGCGACUACACAGACUUUUAUUCCUCCAUUCAUCAUGCUACCAAUGUAGGGAUUAUGUUCCGUGGGAAGGAAAACGCUUUGAUGCCAAAUUGGAAAUAUUUACCGGUUGGUUACCAUGGGAGGGUAAGCUCGGUCGUCGUCUCCGGAACACCGAUAAAACGACCACAUGGUCAGACACUUCCGGUGGAAGGUGCAGACCCAUUUUUUGGACCCUCCAGGUUGAUGGACUUCGAGUUAGAAGUCGCUUUUUUCGUUGGGGGACCGCCUACUAACUUAGGAGACACUAUUGCAGCAUCUAAAACAUAUGAUCGUAUUUUUGGAAUGGUCACCAUGAAUGACUGGAGCGCGAGAGACAUUCAAAAGUGGGAAUAUAUUCCGUUGGGUCCCUUCGGAUCUAAAAACUUUGGUACAACGGUAUCCCCAUGGGUUGUCACCAUGGAAGCUCUGGAACCCUUCAAAGUGCCCAAUGUACCCCAAGAUCCGAAACCAUUCCCAUACUUGCAGCACCAGGAGUCUUGUAAUUUUGACAUGAAACUAGAGGUUGACAUUAAAACACCAAACGGUACCGUUACCACUGUCUGUCGCAGCAACUACAAAUACCAGUACUGGACACCCCAGCAGCAAUUAGCUCACCACACCGUAACCGGAUGCAAUAUCAAUCCAGGUGACUUAAUGGCUUCCGGUACGAUAAGUGGCGAGUCGCCGGAUUCUUUUGGCUCCAUGCUCGAGCUAUGCUGGAAAGGUACUCGACCCGUACCGUUAAAAGACGGGACCAGCAGGAAGUUCUUGCAAGAUGGCGACGAGGUGAUCAUUCGAGGUUACUGUGUCGGCGAUGGCUAUAGAAUUGGAUUCGGGCCGUGUUCCGGGAAAUUGUUACCUGCCAAUACUGAAUAAUUCUCCACUUUCAUAUUUUAUAAAUGUUAGAAAUCCUCUUGUAUGUUUUAUACCUGAUUAUCCUUGCAUUGGGAAUACAAUAA
Messenger RNA from Nomia melanderi (Alkali bee), 1465 nucleotides. It is a transcript of the gene Faa, whose product is annotated as fumarylacetoacetate hydrolase. Gene Ontology annotation, biological process: homogentisate catabolic process; L-phenylalanine catabolic process; L-tyrosine catabolic process. Gene Ontology annotation, molecular function: fumarylacetoacetase activity. The record is from RefSeq and is a predicted model, not a curated record. NCBI's taxonomy places the organism in Eukaryota, Metazoa, Arthropoda, Insecta, Hymenoptera, Halictidae.